Molecule: messenger RNA, 5414 nt
Organism: Carassius gibelio (silver crucian carp)
Lineage: Eukaryota; Metazoa; Chordata; Actinopteri; Cypriniformes; Cyprinidae
Product: histone-lysine N-methyltransferase NSD2-like
Exons: 24
Coding region: 264-4661 (1465 amino acids)
Biological process (GO): regulation of DNA-templated transcription
Cellular component (GO): nucleus; chromatin
Molecular function (GO): protein binding; histone H3K36 methyltransferase activity
Source: RefSeq, a predicted model, not a curated record
AUAUGGUGAGAAUUGCCCUCCUCUGCUCAAUUCCUCGAGCGGUGAUCUGUGUCGCUUUGCCCUUUUUCGAAAUAAAAACAAAAACAGAUGAUCUCAGAAUAUCAUGGCUUCAUCUUAAACAACGAACCUGCGAUGAAGUUUGGAGUGUGCCACGGAUAAGUGAAGAUGCUCGACGGACAGUCAGCCGCGAAGAGAGUGAUAUUUGAAAAGGCCGGUUGAAUUGUGCCGUCGCGUUUCAGCCAAUCGGAUGCCCCUGGUUAGUAAUGACAGAUAGUAAGGGGUCAUCACUGCCUGCGAUGCCAGAGCCCAGGAGUCCUACCACCAUGAAACAGCCCUCUGAUUCACCUGGUGGAUGUAAGGGUCGGGGUGAUGGGAGCACUGACCCUACUAUGCUCAUGGAUAAAGCUGCUACCCAAAUGGCUGCUACACCUCAAGAAAGUGUUUUGCAGAUGAUUGGCAGUCAUGGUCAUAACCACACUCAUGAGCGGCUAAAGGACCUGACUUCCCGCUUGUUAAAUGAAGAUCAAGACAAAAUUCCAAAGCUCUGUGCCGCCACAGCUGCACAGCCUCUUCUCAAGGGGGUGGAGCCUGUUCCUCAGCAUGCCAGCCCUCCAAGGAAGUCUAGUGUUUCUCCUGAACUCACUUUUAAAAUAACCAAAUGUAUGGUAAAUCUAGGUGGGAAGACAAACCAAAAUGGAACAGAUUAUGCAGAGGAGGAAACAGAGGAGGCAAAUGCACCUUUGAGACUUUCAGAAGGUUUUCUGGACUCUCCAACUGCCAGGAGAGAAAGACGAAAGAAGAAAGGGGGGCUUGUGAGGAAGAGAAUUCCACCAAAUCGUAGAAAGUCGAUUUUAACCCCUACUGAGAGUUCUGAUCAGUCCCCUCUACUGCACACCUCCAUAAAUUUUAAUGACCUCACCACUGAACCAUGUGUUCUCCCCAAUGAGUCUGAUGAGCAGAGUGAUGGCGAGAUAUCUUCAAGUGUAACUCCCAUCCCAACCCAGGGGCCUGUGCCUGACUGUGAAGUGAAUGAUAUUGCACAGGGUGUGGAUGAUGUGGAAAUGAGUGGUACAGAGUCACAACCCUGUGUGCAGUUCUCAGCGGGUGAUAUUAUCUGGGCCAAAGUGUCUGGAUACCCUUGGUGGCCUUGCAUGAUCACUACAGACCCAGAGAUUAACUUGCACUUUAGGUCAAAAGUGAAUAGCCGCACAGGAUUAUUGUACCAUGUACAGUAUUUCGGAAAUGCUCCAGAGAGAGGAUAUGUUUUUGAGAAGAGCAUGAUCCCCUUCUCAGGAAAACACCAAUACCAGUCACUAAGCCGCAGCAACAAACUACCCAUUGAUAUUAGUGGAAGGAAGCGGGCAAUUCCUCGUAAGUUUCGGGAACAUUGGGAGACAGGUGCAUCACAGGCUACAGAAGCAUUGGGCUUACUACUAGAGGAGCGACUGGCCAAAUUUGGCUUUGUUUAUGAAAAUGGGAAAGCCCAGUUCAACCUUCGCAUUCUACAAGAACUUCAAGCACAGCGCAAUCAGGGACCACAGCAAGACCAAGAUCGGAGGGAGUCUCAGGAGCUUGUUAGCCUCACUCCUCCUGAUUCCACUCAUUCCAGCCCCAACUCCACAACAACUACCACCAUCCCAGGCCUCUUCUCGCACUCCACAGACAGCAGCACUUCAACAGGGAAAAACUCCUUCCCGAAAAAAGCACCUAAAACGUCAGUGAAGAGGGAUCAGCACACCAUAGUACUGAAGUGGAAGAAGACGGAAGCUUUCUCUGUAAAAGAUGUCCCCGAGUCUACUGUUCAGAAUCACUGCACUGCAUCAGAACACCAGAGUAAAAUAAAGACAAAGACUGGGAAACGGGCAUACCGGAAAAAGAAGGACCAGCUCUGUAUUGAUCUCCAGCCUAAAGCUUCUCAGAAGAAACCAAGACAGAUCAGACAGAAGUUUCCUGCUGCACCAAAUUCAGUAAAGAAGAGGAAAGUAAAAGCUGGUGUCAGUAUCUCUGACACUUUAGGCACAGUGUCCACUAAUCCUGGACUUUCAGAUAUAAAGGUAUUAGCACCAAGCCCAAAAGUCUUGGAGGAAGAUAAUUCUAAAGGAAAGAAAAAAGGCUACAAACGUUUACGAGAAUCCAAGAAUGACGUGGUGCUGCAGCCAAAAAAGAAAACCAAUCUUGAAAAAGACUUUAAAAAACCGAAAGGCCAAAAGGUAUGGUAUGAGAAGGCACCAUCAAAUGAGGCUGCUGUUGGUAAACCCAGGGGGAGGAGUCGGAAAGCAGACGUUGAUGACAAAAUGAAACAAACUAAAAAAGCCCCAAGUAAAUGGGAGAAGUCUCUUGCUGAAGCUAAGCAUGUCAGGAAGCGGAAACAGGAGUCAGACAGACAAUCUUUUGCUCUCUCAUCCAAAAAGCACCGCCCAUCAUCUCCUGAGCCAGAGAGUUUGCUGUGUGAGCAGAGACCCGAUUCUCCCAGUGACAGUACAGAUGAAUCACAUCACUCAAAGAAGACAGAGCGAAUUGCAGGUGCCAAGAAAGAAAGUGUCUGUCUGGUGUGUGAGCAGACCGGAGAGGAUCUGGUGAUGUGUGAAGGACAGUGCUGUGCCUCAUAUCACUUGCACUGUAUUGGGCUGGAUCGGUCAGCAGAAAAGGUGUUCUGCUCUGCCUGCAGCUCGGGUGUGCAAGUGUGUUUCACCUGUAAGAAGUCUGAAGGAGAGGUACGGCGUUGCUGUGUGCUUCACUGUGGGCAUUUCUACCACGAGGCUUGUGCGCGGUUGAGCGCCCUGACUGUGUUUGAGAACCGAGGCUUCCGCUGCCCCCUGCACACCUGCCUCAGCUGCCACUACAGCGGCCGUAGUGCUGCCAAGGCCACCAAAGGAAAGAUGAUGCGUUGUUUGCGCUGUCCCGUGGCCUACCAUGUUGGAGACCUGUGUGUUGCUGCAGGGAGCGAGAUGAUCACUUCCUCUGCCAUUGUGUGCACAAACCACUUCCGGCCUAAAAAAGGCUACAGUCACCACUCUCACGUCAACGUCAGCUGGUGCUUCAUCUGCUCAAAAGGUGGCCGUCUGCUGUGCUGUGAGUCAUGCCCAGCUGCAUUUCACCCUGACUGUCUGAACAUCGCUAUGCCAGAUGGCAGCUGGUUCUGUAAUGAUUGCCGCUCAGGGAAGAAACCCAAAUACAGAGAUGUCAUCUGGGUCAAACUGGGAAACUACAGAUGGUGGCCUGCAGAGAUCCGUCACCCUAAAAACGUCCCGACCAACAUCCAGCACCUGCGUCAUGAGAUAGGAGAGUUCCCUGUAUUCUUCUUUGGCUCUAAAGACUAUUUCUGGACACACCAGGGCAGAGUCUUUCCUUACAUGGAGGGAGACAGGGGAAGCAAAUAUCAGCAUACUGGCAUUGGAAAGGUCUUUAAGAAUGCCCUGCUGGAGGCUGAAGCUCGCUUUAAGGAGAUCGAAAUGGAAAGGGAGGCCAAAGAGGCGCAUGAGAACAACAAGAAGCCUCCUCCUUACAAAUACAUCAAGGUGAAUAAGCCUUGUGGGCGAGUACAGGUCUACACCGCAGACAUCUCUGAGAUCCCCAAGUGUAACUGUAAGCCGUCAGACGAGCGCCCCUGCAGCUUCGAGUCCGAGUGUCUGAACCGCAUGCUGUUGUACGAGUGCCAUCCUCAAGUGUGUCCGGCUGCAGGCCGCUGCCAAAACCAGGACUUCACCAAACGCCUCUACCCCGAGACCAAGAUCAUCCGCACCGCAGGAAAAGGCUGGGGCCUGGUGUCAUUGCGAGACAUUAAGAAAGGAGAGUUUGUGAAUGAAUAUGUGGGCGAACUGAUAGACGAGGAGGAGUGCAUAGCCAGAAUCAAAUACGCUCAGGAGAACAACAUCACACAUUUCUAUAUGCUCACUAUUGACAAGGAUCGUAUUAUAGACGCUGGACCCAAAGGGAACUACUCUCGCUUCAUGAACCACAGCUGCCAGCCCAACUGUGAGACUCAGAAAUGGACGGUUAAUGGAGACACACGCGUUGGGCUGUUUGCUGUCUGUGACAUCCCUUCUGGCACAGAGCUAACUUUUAACUAUAACCUGGACUGUCUGGGGAAUGAAAAGACUGUGUGUCGGUGUGGAGCGCCCAACUGCAGUGGUUUUCUAGGUGACAGACCCAAGAAUGGUCAUACUUCUGAGCCCAAAGCCAAGCAAUCAAAGAAAAAGCCCAAGAGGAGAAAGUCCCGGAAUGAAGGCAAGAAGUCUGAGGACGAGUGUUUCCGCUGCGGUGACGGAGGAGAGCUGGUUCUGUGUGAUAAGAAGGGCUGCACCAAAGCCUAUCACCUCUCCUGUCUGGACCGCACCAAGAGACCAUUUGGUCGCUGGGACUGUCCCUGGCAUCACUGUGAUGUGUGCGGAAAGAAUUCGGAUGCCUUUUGCCAGCUGUGCCCUAACUCUUUUUGCAAGGCUCACCAGGAGGGGGCAUUGUGGUCGCAUCUGCUCACGGGCCAGCUCUGCUGCCAGGAACAUGAAGACUCUGAUAUCCGCCCUCAGGCGAAGACUCCGGUGGAGCACAAUGCUGAAGUACCCUCAUCCACCAAACCACGCAAGUACAGGCGCAGAUCGACGGCCACAACCAGCAGCAAAGAGCCUCUCAAGAAGAGGGCCAGAAAGACCGCAGAGGUGUAGUGGCAAAUCGAACUACGGAACCUCCCUUUCCUCUCACUAAUCCUGCCCUCCCUUUCCUCAGUUCCUGCCCCAAAUGACUGAGUGAUAUUGACGUCGAGUGACUGUUCUGCCAAGCUGAAAGCACUGUACGUGUCUGAUCAGGGAAGCGUGUUAACACUGUAGAGCUCAUCAGAGCUGCCGAAUCAGGUCCCCUCCACUCACUCUGCCUCCUCAGAUUCCACUCGUGUGUGUGUGUGCGCGUGCGUGUGUAUGUGUGUGUGUGUGUGUGUUUGUGUGCACCCGCUCACGCAUCCACUGACAAAUAGACGACAGAGCCAACAGACCGAACACCUCAAAUAAACAACAUUACAGACGCCAAACUUGAAACCUUUUUACACCUUUAUGAAUCUCAACAUAGAUAAUUUUUUUAAAACCGUAGAUAUGUAUAUGGAAAUGUAUAUGAAAGACCAAAAUUAUAAUAAUACUGGAUUUAUUGUUAGUAACAGGUGCCAGGAAUCUUGUUUUUAACAAGUGGUAUCUUUAAAUAAGACACUAUGGGUAGCCCUUGAAUUACAAUUUUAGAGUCAGUUUUAACUAUAGAGCAGCACAAGGUUGUUGUUGUUUUUAAAUGUAUAGCUUGGUUCAUUUUUGUAGCUCAUUUUUGAUUUUGAGAAACCAGAAUGUUAGGAUGAUACAUCUACCUAUUCAGAGUUUUAAAGGAAAAUCAUGACGGGCUUCUUGUGAUACUUGCAAGUAAUAAAGCUUUUAAAAGCA